AUGGAAGAGGAGGAGAAGAAACGUAUCGACUUGGAAGAAGCAAGAUAUCAGGCCCAGAUACGAAAGGAGAUAAUUGAGGAAACUAAAACCCAGCAGUACCACCAGACGGACAGAGUCAAAGGCCUCCAUAGCGCUCUGAGGCUGGCGGAGGUCCUGAAGGAAAGAGAGGCUCAGAUCGAGCUCAAGCGCAUGAGGCAGAACGCCAGCAGAGCCGUGGACAGAGAGAUCUUGGCCCGAAUGGCUUGCAGAGAAGAGCAGGCGGUCCAGCAGGAGCGACAGAAAGCACUGCAGAGAAAACGAGACCAACUGGCCAUUUCUGAGUGCUUGAAACUACAGGUUAAGGAGCAUGACAUGAAGAAGGAGCAGGAGAGGAGAAGGGAGGCUGAAGAGAUGAAGCAACUCCGAGAUCUUCAUCUGAGGGAACAGGCCAUCAAAGAGCGCCAGAAUCGAGAAGUGAAGAGAAAAAGAAUGAAUGCUUUUCGUGACCAUUUGACCAACAGAGAGCUGACAAAAGCAGCGGAGGCUCGGAGGCAAGAGGAAGAGGAGGAGAAGAGAAAGCAGAUCGCCAGCCAGAGCGAAAAAGGAGAACGACGGAAAAAACUGGAGGCGAAAACAAUUCGAGAGGCGAUGGAAGAGGAGGAGAAGAAACGUAUCGACUUGGAAGAAGCAAGAUAUCAGGCCCAGAUACGAAAGGAGAUAAUUGAGGAAACUAAAACCCAGCAGUACCACCAGACGGACAGAGUCAAAGGCCUCCAUAGCGCUCUGAGGCUGGCGGAGGUCCUGAAGGAAAGAGAGGCUCAGAUCGAGCUCAAGCGCAUGAGGCAGAACGCCAGCAGAGCCGUGGACAGAGAGAUCUUGGCCCGAAUGGCUUGCAGAGAAGAGCAGGCGGUCCAGCAGGAGCGACAGAAAGCACUGCAGAGAAAACGAGACCAACUGGCCAUUUCUGAGUGCUUGAAACUACAGGUUAAGGAGCAUGACAUGAAGAAGGAGCAGGAGAGGAGAAGGGAGGCUGAAGAGAUGAAGCAACUCCGAGAUCUUCAUCUGAGGGAACAGGCCAUCAAAGAGCGCCAGAAUCGAGAAGUGAAGAGAAAAAGAAUGAAUGCUUUUCGUGACCAUUUGACCAACAGAGAGCUGACAAAAGCAGCGGAGGCUCGGAGGCAAGAGGAAGAGGAGGAGAAGAGAAAGCAGAUCGCCAGCCAGAGCGAAAAAGGAGAACGACGGAAAAAACUGGAGGCGAAAACAAUUCGAGAGGCGAUGGAAGAGGAGGAGAAGAAACGUAUCGACUUGGAAGAAGCAAGAUAUCAGGCCCAGAUACGAAAGGAGAUAAUUGAGGAAACUAAAACCCAGCAGUACCACCAGACGGACAGAGUCAAAGGCCUCCAUAGCGCUCUGAGGCUGGCGGAGGUCCUGAAGGAAAGAGAGGCUCAGAUCGAGCUCAAGCGCAUGAGGCAGAACGCCAGCAGAGCCGUGGACAGAGAGAUCUUGGCCCGAAUGGCUUUCAGAGAAGAGCAGGCGGUCCAGCAGGAGCGACAGAAAGCACUGCAGAGAAAACGAGACCAACUGGCCAUUUCUGAGUGCUUGAAACUACAGGUUAAGGAGCAUGACAUGAAGAAGGAGCAGGAGAGGAGAAGGGAGGCUGAAGAGAUGAAGCAACUCCGAGAUCUUCAUCUGAGGGAACAGGCCAUCAAAGAGCGCCAGAAUCGAGAAGUGAAGAGAAAAAGAAUGAAUGCUUUUCGUGACCAUUUGACCAACAGAGAGCUGACAAAAGCAGCGGAGGCUCGGAGGCAAGAGGAAGAGGAGGAGAAGAGAAAGCAGAUCGCCAGCCAGAGCGAAAAAGUGACGAGAAUGAGGAGAGAAAAACAGGAGGAAACAUUUAGGUAUUUUGUGAGUUGGGAGAUGGAAAAACCCGAAGCAGACCUAGUGUUGUCCAGAUCUGAAUGGCAGCGCGUCCAGGACCGUGUGAACGGAGUGAAUCGUCACAGCAGAAGUGUAAUAGCAGCGGCUGAACAGCGGGAGGCGCUGCACAUGCGCUCUAAAGAGCUCGUCAAACACUGGCCCAACACCAUAGCUGGAGAACGACGGAAAAAACUGGAGGCGAAAACAAUUCGAGAGGCGAUGGAAGAGGAGGAGAAGAAACGUAUCGACUUGGAAGAAGCAAGAUAUCAGGCCCAGAUACGAAAGGAGAUAAUUGAGGAAACUAAAACCCAGCAGUACCACCAGACGGACAGAGUCAAAGGCCUCCAUAGCGCUCUGAGGCUGGCGGAGGUCCUGAAGGAAAGAGAGGCUCAGAUCGAGCUCAAGCGCAUGAGGCAGAACGCCAGCAGAGCCGUGGACAGAGAGAUCUUGGCCCGAAUGGCUUGCAGAGAAGAGCAGGCGGUCCAGCAGGAGCGACAGAAAGCACUGCAGAGAAAACGAGACCAACUGGCCAUUUCUGAGUGCUUGAAACUACAGGUUAAGGAGCAUGACAUGAAGAAGGAGCAGGAGAGGAGAAGGGAGGCUGAAGAGAUGAAGCAACUCCGAGAUCUUCAUCUGAGGGAACAGGCCAUCAAAGAGCGCCAGAAUCGAGAAGUGAAGAGAAAAAGAAUGAAUGCUUUUCGUGACCAUUUGACCAACAGAGAGCUGACAAAAGCAGCGGAGGCUCGGAGGCAAGAGGAAGAGGAGGAGAAGAGAAAGCAGAUCGCCAGCCAGAGCGAAAAAGUGACGAGAAUGAGGAGAGAAAAACAGGAGGAAACAUUUAGAGAGCGUCAAAGACAUAGAGAGACUGUUAUACAGCAGUUAGCCGUGCAGAAGCAGGAAAAAAUCAGCAAUGAGGAAGAUAUCAUCGCAAAAGCAGUCGCUGAACGUGAGGCCAGACGGGCCCGAGUGCAGCGCGAGAAAGAAGAAAAACAUGCAGCCAUGUUGAAAUCUAUCUCUGCACACAGAGAAUCCAGGAGGCAAGAGCUGGAACGAAAGGCAGAGGAAGAAAAACAGAAAGCUCUGGAGAUGCUGAAUGCAAAGAAGGAAGCAGAUCAAAUCUUCAUGGAGAAGCAAAAACUUCAAGCUCAAAAAGCUAAAGAAGAAGGAAAAGCACUCCAAUACACAUACAUACAAAAAAUGAAAGAAAUUGUGAGUUGGGAGAUAGAGAAAUACGAAGCAGACCUAGUUUUGUCCAAAUCUGAUUGGCAGCGCAUGCAGGACAGUGUGAACGGAGUGAAUCGUCACAGCAGAAGUGUCAUAGCAGCGGCUGAACAGCGGGAGGCGCUGCACAUGCGCUCUAAAGGGCUCGUCAAACCCAACACCAUAGCUUACGGCACCGGCGCCUACGCUGCUGGCGUCCACAGCAAGCUGAAGGCGAUCGAAGAAGAGGAGAAGAAACGUCUCGACAUAGAAGAAGAGAAAUACCAGGCCCAGAUACGAAAGGAGGCCAUUGAGAAAGCAGAAACCAAGCAGUAUACCAGACCGACAGAGUGA
Molecule: messenger RNA, 3450 nt
Organism: Rhinichthys klamathensis goyatoka
Lineage: Eukaryota; Metazoa; Chordata; Actinopteri; Cypriniformes; Leuciscidae
Product: trichohyalin-like
Exons: 21
Coding region: 1-3450 (1149 amino acids)
Source: RefSeq, a predicted model, not a curated record